UCUUUUUAUGAUCAAAUAAAUGGCGUAGCCACGGGGUCUCCCCUUGCUCCUGUCUUAGCCAAUCGUUUUAUGGGACAUCAUGAAAAACUUUGUUUGGAAAAUUUUCAUGGCUCUACAAUCUUAUUUUAUCGCCGGUAUGUUGAUGAUACUUUUUGCUUAUUUAACUCAGAUCGAGAUGCCACUAUAUUUUUCGACUAUAUCAACUCUAGGCACCCUAACAUCAAGUUCACUAUGGAAAAGCAGGUUAAUUAAAUUACAAAUUACCCUUUUUAGAUGUCCUGAUUGACAACCAUGACCUCAGUUCCUCUCUAACUAGGAUUUACCACAAGAAAACUUUCACUGGGUUACUAACUAAUUAUUUCAGCUUCACCUCGUACUCUUACAAAGUGGGUCUCAUUAAGACACUCGUUAAUAGGGCUUACAAGAUUAAUAGCACCUGGUUAGGGUUUCACGAGGACAUU
Pocillopora meandrina is the source of this 461-nucleotide messenger RNA. The record is from the annotation of a GenBank genome assembly. Lineage: Eukaryota; Metazoa; Cnidaria; Anthozoa; Scleractinia; Pocilloporidae.